AUGCAUAUUGUGGACUCAAAGUGCUUUUUAUAGGAUUUAUAAAAUUCCAAUCAGAGUCUCAGUGAUAAAAGAGAACGAUCAGCUGAUCAGCUCAGUGCCGUUGCCAGUGGUGGUAAACGUUACGAUUUGUCGCGCUGCUGAUUAACGUGCUAGAAACAUGUGAAACAACAAGAAUAUAAUUUAAUUCUAAAUAUGUCUAACUUGAACUUCUAUGAACUGCUUAAUGCGAACGCAACGGCAACAUUUGAAGAGCUUAAGCGCAAUUAUAAGCAAUUAAUACUACAAUGUCAUCCCGAUAAAUUACAACAACAACAAACUGUAGCUGUAACUGUAACCGCGAACGAGAGCGACCCCAAUCGAGAGAGCGACAAUAAUUUCAAUGCGAUAAACGAAGCCUGGAAUACGCUUAAAGAUCCCAUAAAGCGUAAACACUAUGAUGCCGAAUUAUUGCAGUCGAAGUUUGAAAAACACAACAAUAUCUAUGCCAGCGUAACGCUAAGCGACAUGCACAGAACUCGCGUCGAAAUGGCUGAAGACGACGAAGAGGGGGAGAGUGAGAAUGAGAAUGAAAUCGAGACAGACAAAGAGUCGGCAACAACAACAGCACCAGCAGCAGCAGCAAAGUGGAGCUCGGCCUAUGCGUAUGAUUGUCGCUGCGGCGGACAAUACGUGCUGCUGGACGAUGAGUCACAAAGAGAGCAGCAGCCGAGGGCAAGUGAAAUGAUUGUCGAGUGCAGCGAAUGUUCUCUAGUGAUAAUUGUGAAACCAGACGCAAAUAUAUCAUAAAACUGUAAUACCCACAUAUGUAUGUAUGUAUGUAUAU
Messenger RNA from Drosophila arizonae, 823 nucleotides. It is a transcript of the gene Dph4, whose product is annotated as Diphthamide biosynthesis 4. The record is from RefSeq and is a predicted model, not a curated record. Gene Ontology annotation, molecular function: ferrous iron binding; ATPase activator activity. Lineage: Eukaryota; Metazoa; Arthropoda; Insecta; Diptera; Drosophilidae. Gene Ontology annotation, biological process: positive regulation of ATP-dependent activity.